This is a messenger RNA of Stylonychia lemnae, 1485 nucleotides long. Lineage: Eukaryota; Ciliophora; Spirotrichea; Sporadotrichida; Oxytrichidae. The record is from the annotation of a GenBank genome assembly.
AUGGAUAAGUAUAAAAUCACUAAGAAUUUAGGAGAUGGAACCUAUGGUAGUGUAGCAAUGGCUACAAAUAACUAGUCAAAUGAAGUAGUUGCUAUUAAAAAGAUGAAAAAGAAAUUCUACUCAUGGGAUGAAUGUAUGGCAUUAAGAGAAAUAAAAGCUUUAAGAAAACUAAAUCAUCCGAAUAUUGUCAAAAUGAAAGAAGUAAUAAGAGUAAACAAUGAUCUUUAUUUGGUCUUUGAAUACAUGCAGGGCAAUGUUUAUGAAAUGAUCAAAGAUAAUAAAGCUAGAGGACUAAGUGAGGAUCAAGUAAAAAGUGUCUUAUUUCAAACACUGUAAGGCUUAGAUUAUAUGCAUACUCAUGGGGUAUUUCAUCGAGACUUAAAACCAGAAAAUUUACUUUUUUACAACGGUCAUGUUAAGGUUGCAGAUUUCGGUCUUUCUAAGGAUAUUAGAUCAGUUCCACCUCAUACAGAUUAUGUAUCUACAAGAUGGUAUAGAGCUCCAGAAAUCCUCUUGCAUUCAACUACGUACAAUUCUCCAGUAGAUAUAUUCGCUAUGGGUUGUAUUGCCUCUGAAUUAUACACUGGCUAGCCAUUAUUUCCUGGUAGAAGUGAGCAAGAUUAGCUUUACAGAUUGUGUGCAGUUCUUGGAAAACCACCUAAUUCUUGGCAGGACGGCUAUCGAAUGGCUGUCCAUAUUGGAGCUAAUUUCCCAAAUUUUGCUGCUUGUGACAUCUCUAAAAUUGUAAGCAGAGCAUCAGCUCAAGCAAUAGAUCUAAUUUAGAAAAUGUUAAUCUGGGAUCCUGUUUUUAGACCAACUGCUCGAGAUUGUCUUAAUCAUCCAUAUUUUGCAGAUUUAAGAGCCAAGAAUCAGUAAAUAGAAAAGCAAGUCGAUGUAUAAUCAGUUCCAAAUUAUAUUGGACCAAAUCAUGAAUCAUCAAAUAUUGAGAAAAGAAAUAGUACAAUGAUUUAAAACGCUGUCUAAAAUCAGUUAUUCGGAGAACGAAGAGAUGAAAAUGGCUUUAAGACUGAGUUGUAUCAUCAAUAAAAUGGAAGCAAAUAUUCUGAUUUUAUGCAACACUAGCAUCCAUUCUAAUAACAAUCUUAAACUCACUAUCCUUAAUAUCAAAAUACAAAUAGCCUCCCUUAAGGCCAAACUUAGAAAUCCUACAUUAGAAAUGAUAGUUAGCCAGCACUCCCUAAAAAUUCUAAUUAUUUUGAAGAAGCAGUUCAACUAAACUAUGGAAAAAGAUAGAACAACAUAUUUGGGGCAAAUUUUGAUAAAAUGUUGCAUUAAAAUGACAAAAACUUCAAACCCACUCCUACAAUAGACCAAAGAUUUCAAAAUGAGCCUUAAGCAUUAAAUUUUAAAAACUAUAAUCCAAGUGGUCUAAACACUGUUAGUAGCUUUAAUAACUCUAAUGGUAUGAUGGGUAUGUAUAAAGGAAGUGGAAUCGGACCAACUUUAGGUAGAUUUAACUAAUGA